Hyaloscypha bicolor E is the source of this 2114-nucleotide messenger RNA. RefSeq lists its product as uncharacterized. Gene Ontology annotation, cellular component: signal recognition particle, endoplasmic reticulum targeting. Bases 1 to 1854 code for a protein of 617 amino acids. The transcript has 3 exons. Gene Ontology annotation, molecular function: 7S RNA binding; endoplasmic reticulum signal sequence receptor activity; signal recognition particle binding. Gene Ontology annotation, biological process: SRP-dependent cotranslational protein targeting to membrane. The record is from RefSeq and is a predicted model, not a curated record. NCBI's taxonomy places the organism in Eukaryota, Fungi, Ascomycota, Leotiomycetes, Helotiales, Hyaloscyphaceae.
AUGGAGGUCACCAAAUUCGUCGUCUCUGGACGGGACAAGGCAAAACUCUACGGUGACUAUGCGACGUACCGGACGCAACUAUCAAAUCGAAUCCACAACCUCCGCACGAAGUUGGGCAUAGCAACCAAACCCCGCGCGAAAUACUCAAGUAAGGGCCCAGUAACCGCAGAAGAUAUUGCCAGCAACCAUGAAUUCAUAAAUCUCCUGCUGCUCACUUCAGAGCGAGCUUGGGCGCAUGCCAUGUCCAUGAGAGAGAUCCACUCCACAGACAGCAAAGGAAUAUCUGGCUCAACUCGAUCACAUAUCAUAUCUCGAUUCCGCAAGUCCGCUAUCUAUGCGAACAAUCUCUUCCAAUGUCUCACCGACCAGACCCAAACUGGCGCAACCAACGAGGAUGUGCUCGAAGCACGUGCAUAUGCCGCUGCACUCACUGGGGCCAUGGAAUUCCAGAAAGAUAAGUGGGAGGCAUGUAUUAAGAGCUAUUCUGAGGCUAGGAUUAUAUACAGUGCAUUGGCGACAGCUACAAAGAGCGAUAUUUUCAAGGACCUGGUUUCAAAUGAGGUUGACCAAAGUAUUCGGUAUGGCGCGUAUCAAAUGAAGCUGCCCCGAACGGUGGCUGUGCCCACCAUCGCUCGGAAGUUCUUCCCUCGAUCGGACACGGAGUUGGUAGUACAGGUUGAGAAGCUGGACCCUGAUGUACUCAAUGAACAGCCAAUGAAAGCCAGGGCGGAAUCUGCGGACAUUGGAGCAGUACCGAAGACCAUAACAUGGAGAUCCCGUACGGUUGACUUGGAAGAUGCAGCGAUUGCUUCUGCACUGGCGUCGGUGAACAGUGCUGCUCAGAAGUUAUCUAAAACCCUCGCGUCUGUCACUGCUGCGCAAGCUAAAGAAAGAGCUUCUGCGUAUGAUGAUAUCUUGAUCGCCAGCCAAGAUGCUGCAGAUGCAACCAAGCAUGCCAUUGAGGAGUUAUUGGGAGAAGGUGUUGGCCAAGGAGAUAAGAGGAUACAAAGCCUACAAAUCACUAGGACUGCUGUGGGUUAUGACCUGGUCAGCUGGAGAAUAGGCCGAAACAGGGUGCUUGUCGGUGAGCGGGACGGAUCCGUGGUCGACGGCCCAGUCAUCCGCCAAAGCAAAAAGAAAAAUCAGAAACCUAUGAAAGAAGAAGGAACAGGACGCAAAUUGGCUCAUCUACGGGAGAAAGCCGUGCUCUACGAUUCAAUCCUGCAAAGUUUGGAUUCUAUCAAGGAACUUCCCGGUAUUGCAGCCGACGAGGCAUUGCAGGAGGAGCUGAAAGCCAAAUACAACUACUUCUCCGCCCUGAAAUGCCUGACAAUAGCUCGCUCCCAUGCCCUCCUACUGAACCCCAAGAACGCACUCGCUCUCCUCGCCCGCGCCUCAGAAAAAUGUAACUCCGCCCACUCCUAUCUCUCCACCUCAAUGGACACCGACUCCUCCUCUCCUCCAAAUAUCAAUGUCUCCCCCACAGAAGUCCAAUCCCUAAAAGAUCUUCUCGACGGCGAAGUGCAGCAUUACCGAGCCUUGGUCGAGCUUUCCAACCUCUCUCAAACGCAAAAUUCCCUCUCUGCAAACAAAGUGCCUCUAAUCGAGAGACUCUCCGAGUAUCCUGCCCAAGGUGUGGACCUCGAGAAUCUGGUCACCUAUCCACCGAAACUGGAGCCCGUUCCUGUCAAGCCCUUGUUCUUCGACGCAGCGUGGAAUUACAUCGAGUACCCUGGCCGAGAGGUAGAGAAGCCAGCUGCUCAAAAUGGGGUGAAAGGAUCAUUUUCCUCGGAAUCAAAGAGUGCAGAACAAACGGCACAGCAGAAGAAGGGAUGGUUCGGGUUCGGUAGAUGAGUAGAAAAGUCAUGGCUCGAUGAGAUGAACUUGCACCAGCUUCUCUUCCAGUCGAAUUGAUGUGUUUCACAAGUAAAGACUGCGGGAGUGCGUGUGUGUGUCUGUGUGCUAAUCAUACUCAGCCUGAGAUACCAUAUCACAAAGACGAUGCUUUGUGCCGAGUCAGAAGUCAAGUAAUAUAGACCAUGGAACGAAUAACCCCUUGCUAACAACUUCCCCCCCUUCUCUCCCGCAAAAACAAGAAUGAAAACAUUUCAACC